This is a messenger RNA of Durusdinium trenchii, 2190 nucleotides long. Lineage: Eukaryota; Dinophyceae; Suessiales; Symbiodiniaceae. The record is from the annotation of a GenBank genome assembly.
GCAUCGAUGGGUUUGUCGCUUGUUUUUUUGGUUGGUGUUGUUGUGGUUGUUGUCGUUGUGGUGGUGGUGGUGGUGGUGGUGUUUUUGUUUCUUGUUUUGUUGGUUGUGGUUGUUCUUUCUACUUGCUUUUGUGCCUGCUUUUUCUUUGGCGGUGGGUCGCUGGGUUGAGGUCCCUUCUGAUGAAGGCCCAACUUCGGCGGUGCCAGAUGACGGUGACAGAUCACCUACAUGUAGCAGAGCUCAGCAGGGUAUGUUGCCUCCCAGUAGCCCAGUUGCAACGCCUUGCAGCAAAAGAGCAAGGACAGUUGAGCCUGGCGAAGGUGCGGAGCAACCGAAUCCUACACCGCCAAAAUCCCUGCGAAUUGGCUUCGGAGGUGUGACGUCCAAAGCGGCUCAGUGCAAAAAUGAUGCAUGCGGAGCACCUCGUACCAAAGACUUCAAGAAUGCCCUCUGUCCCGAUUGCGAAUAUGGCUUCAGGCGGCCUGGGCGAUCCCGUGCUGUUAGCACAUGGACCGAGGAGAUGAAGCGCCAAGUAGCAGAUGAAUCGAAGGCUCGCAGAGACACAAGAUUGGCUGACAAGAUGACGAGACCUGCUGAACGUAUUUUGUACGAACAGCAGUUGGAAAUCCUCAAGGAACUCCGAAAGAGGAGUGAGUGACUGUAGUCCCGCUUGAAACUUUGCAGCUCCGGGUUUCUUUUCGGCGACACACAAACUUGUGUGCGCAAGGGUUUAGCCUGCGAGGCAGGCAUAACUGCAAAGCUGACAAGCAGCACGAGGGGAAACAAUAGUGAUAGCGCGCAGGUCAGAAUCGGUCCAUUAUAUGCACAUGGCCAUCGUAUUUCGUGCAUUUCACAGAGACUUGGAAUGCGGCAGCUCCACGUGCAGCCUCGCGCUUUUGCCAGGCUUUUUUGGAGUACCUCAACAAGCACACGGCAAAUUUUCGAGCAGAGUUCCCGGCCAGGAGCAGAAACAAGUUGAUUUUUGACCUCCACGCCAAGGAGGCUAGAUAUGAGCAUGAGUUGAAAUGGAUGCACAAGGUAUGUCGAUCCUAUGAGUUCCAUUCAGAAUCUGCUGAACGUCAAAAUGAAGCUUGCAAGCAGCAGAUUGCUACUUUGAAAGAAAAAGAGAUUCUCUUAUGGUUAGAUUGGAAGCAGAACUUGACGCUGCCACUGGCAGCAGUACAAACAAAUGAGCAGUUCUGGGCACACUCCAGGAAAGAAGUCAGCUGCCUUGGUUGUGUUGCCUAUGUGGGCCGCACGGGCGCAGAGCCAAAGAGAAUCUGCCUUGUUUAUCUUAGUGAAAUCAUCGAGCACACUUGUUUGGCAGCAUGCUUGCAAAUCGACAAAAUGCUUCAGUCUCUGGGCGGCCUUUCCAAGUACAACUCUGUGAAGCUAUGGUUCGAUUGCGGACCUCAUUACCGGACCUUGGACUUGGCCGCGCAUAUUGCAGAGAAGCACGUGCGACCACAAAAUCGAAACAAUUUGAUUCUUUCCAUCAAUUAUUUUACUGAGAAACACGGAAAAGGACAAGUAGACAGUCUUUUCAGCUGUUGCAACCGCUGGAUUAAGUCUAGCCUGAUGAAGCCAGAUACUCUCCUGAUGAGCGUUGAACAACUCAGGGAUGCUUUUGUCGCUGGAGCUGCGCACGACAUGAAGCAAUCUCCGCCAGACAAAGGCGGCACCAAAUACAUCAUUGCUUUCUGGGACAGCCAAGCCAAGCCGGCGACCUACUUCAAAGGAAGCUCCGAAACCUUGCAAAUCAAAAAAACAUAUAGCAUUGAAAUGCAGCAUUUUGGCAGCAACAAUGCUCGACUGCUUCGCUUCCGCAACAUGUUCUUCAGCGAUUGCGGGCGUGCAAAGAGUGAAGUCUUCUAUUUGGAUGUUGAGACAGUCAACAUCCCUGCUGAUGAGAGAAGCUGGCGGAAAGGUUUUUUUGGAAACACACGAUGGCAAAAAGCUUUCCCUGAUCCGAACAUACGAAACACGAUGAUUUCCAGAAUGACUGCCUUGGAAGGACAUGCUGCUGAGGAAGUUGUGCGUUCAACUUUGUUUGAACGUCGGCUGAGCCGCUAUUUGCAGCAGCUGCAGCAAUCCAAAGAGAAACGGCAGAGGCAAAGAGAUGCCGUGAGAAGCAAUUCAUCAUCCAGCUCAUCCUCUGAAGACACUGAGAGCUCAUCGUCAGACGAAUGA